UUGUUUUCUGUUGCCUUCACAAAACCCCUACACAACAAAACUGUCGGCGACAUCAUUUCUCUCCUCCUUUCCGCGCAACUGUUUCUUCUUGGGCUUCGUGCUGAGGGUGUGGGGAGGUGAGAAGUGGCUCCGCCGACACAAACGCACACAAUGCUGCUUUGUCGCCGCGAUUCCGCUCGGUCUUUCUGCCUCUGGGCUUCCUUCGUGUUGCUCAACUCUCUGUUUGCCUCCGCCUUGGACAUACAUUGGUACCCCGCCACCGCCACCUGGUACGGCAGCCCCGAUGGGGACGGUAGCGACGGUGGGGCAUGUGGGUACGGAACCUUAGUGGACGUGAAGCCUCUGAAGGCGAGGGUGAGUGCAGUGAGCCCAGUGCUGUUCAAGAAGGGGCAAGGGUGUGGGGAAUGCUUCAAGGUGAAGUGCGUGGACAAGAGCAUUUGCUCGCGACGCGCCGUCACCGUAAUUGUGACGGACGAGUGCCCCGGCGGCCCCUGCGGGAAUGGGAACACCCACUUCGACCUCAGUGGCGCCGCGUUUGGGCGCAUGGCUAUAGCCGGUGAGGGUGGCCCGCUCAGGAACCGAGGCCAACUCCAAGUCGUUUACCGGCGGACAGCAUGCAAGUACCGUGGGAAAAGCAUCGGCUUCUAUAUCAAUGAGGGUUCAACAAAUUAUUGGCUUUCAAUCCAAGCACAGUUUAUGGAUGGAGAUGGAGACGUUGGAUCAAUGCACAUUAAACAAGAAAAUUCGGAGGAUUGGCUAGAGAUGACGCAUGUGUGGGGUGCAAACUGGUGCUUCAAUGGCGGACCUUUACAGGGACCAUUUUCUGUGAAGAUAACAACACUAACAACGGGAAGAAGUCUGUCUGCAAGAGAUGUAAUCCCCGGAAAUUGGUCACCAAAAUCCACGUACUUCUCCCGCCUCAAGUUCAUGUCCUGAAUGGUCAAAAGUCAACACACUUUAACGCCAACAAGGCAAGCUAGUUCCAAUGACAGAAAGUAAAGUAGAAACAGUUGUCGGUUUGGUGCUCUGGUUUUUUUUUUUUAAGGAGAAAAAACGUAGCCGUUUUAGUGCAUGUAUUAUUAAGGCAUCCGAUGCGCUUCUUUCUUCUAACUGUUGUGUAUGUGAAAGCCCCUCUCUCCAAAGGGAGAGAGAGAGCGUAUUCCGUAUUAUAUAUGUUGCAGUGUAAUUGUGGGGUCGCGUUGUUUUUAAUGAAUUUGGACCGUUGAAUGCA
This is a messenger RNA of Corylus avellana, 1231 nucleotides long. The record is from RefSeq and is a predicted model, not a curated record. NCBI's taxonomy places the organism in Eukaryota, Viridiplantae, Streptophyta, Magnoliopsida, Fagales, Betulaceae.